Molecule: messenger RNA, 2136 nt
Organism: Phyllostomus discolor (pale spear-nosed bat)
Lineage: Eukaryota; Metazoa; Chordata; Mammalia; Chiroptera; Phyllostomidae
Gene: TES
Product: testin LIM domain protein
Exons: 8
Coding region: 295-1533 (412 amino acids)
Molecular function (GO): zinc ion binding
Source: RefSeq, a predicted model, not a curated record
UCGGACGGCUUCCGCGGACUGGGCGGCGGAAGUUUGACGGCGCCAGAUGAGUGGCGGCUGCAGUGGGGCCGGAGUCCCGGCAGAUAUCUCCCCCGGACCCCCAGUACCCGCGGCAUAGUCGGAAGCCAGGCGAACCUGGGUGUGAGAUCCCGGACAGGAGAAGGAACCUUUCUGACACGCAAACAUGGACCUGGAGGCCAAAGUGAAGAAGCUAGCCCCAAACAGUGAUUGCCACCAGUGCUUUUAGCUCCCGGAGACGGUUCCGCCUGGCAGACCUGGGCGUCAGGACCCAAGAUGGGCUUAGGUCAUGAGCAAGGAUUUGGAGCCCCCUGUUUAAAGUGCAAAGAAAAAUGUGAAGGAUUUGAACUGCACUUCUGGAGAAAAAUAUGUCGUAACUGCAAGUGUGGCCAAGAAGAGCAUGAUGUCUUAUUGAGCAAUGAAGAGGAUCGAAAAGUCGGGAAACUUUUUGAAGACACCAAGUAUACCACCCUGAUUGCAAAGCUAAAAUCAGAUGGAAUUCCCAUGUAUAAACGCAAUGUUAUGAUAUUGACCAAUCCAGUUGCUGCCAAGAAGAAUGUCUCCAUCAAUACAGUUACCUAUGAAUGGGCUCCCCCUGUCCAGAAUCAGGCAUUGGCCAGGCAGUACAUGCAAAUGCUGCCCAAGGAGAAGCAGCCAGUGGCAGGUUCAGAGGGGGCACAGUACCGGAAGAAGCAGCUGGCCAAACAGCUCCCUGCCCACGACCAGGACCCUUCAAAGUGCCAUGAGUUGUCUCCCAAAGAAGUGAAGGAGAUGGAGCAGUUUGUAAAGAAAUACAAGAGUGAGGCUCUGGGUGUAGGAGAUGUCAAACUUCCCUGUGAGAUGGAUGCUCAAGCCUCCAACAGAAUGUACAUCCCUGGUGGAGACAGAAGCACCACGGCAGCGGUGGGCACCAUGGAGGACAAAUCAGCUGAACACAAAGGAUCUCAGUAUUCCUGCUACUGCUGCAAACUGAGUAUGAAGGAAGGUGACCCAGCCAUCUAUGCUGAAAGGGCCGGCUACGAUAAAUUGUGGCACCCAGCUUGUUUUGUCUGCAGUACCUGCCACGAACUCCUGGUCGACAUGAUUUAUUUCUGGAAGAAUGGGAAGCUAUACUGUGGCAGACAUUACUGUGACAGUGAAAAACCGCGAUGUGCUGGCUGUGAUGAGCUGAUAUUCAGCAAUGAGUAUACCCAGGCAGAAAACCAAAAUUGGCAUCUGAAACACUUCUGCUGCUUUGACUGUGACAACAUCCUAGCUGGGGAAAUAUAUGUGAUGGUCAAUGACAAGCCUGUGUGCAAGCCCUGCUAUGUGAAGAAUCAUGCUGUGGUAUGUCAAGGAUGCCAUAAUGCCAUUGAUCCUGAAGUGCAGCGGGUGACCUACAACAGUUUCAGCUGGCAUGCAUCCACAGAGUGCUUCCUGUGUUCCUGUUGCAGCAAGUGUCUCAUUGGGCAGAGGUUCAUGCCAGUAGAAGGCAUGGUUUUCUGUUCAGUGGAGUGUAAGAAGAUGAUGUCUUAAGAGGAGAGCACCAGUCAGUAUUGAGCCAUAGCUGUCCAAAGUGAUCUGCAUUUCUACUGUAAAAUGCAAUUUGGAAAAAUAAAUGAAACAAAAGAAACUAUAAAGGAUAUUAGAAGAUUUUGUUAAGUAUCUUUCUUUGCUGUAUUUCUCUUACCAGUUUUUUUCAUCUCUACAUUUAAAACCUUUUUUAAGCAUUUGAUUUUAAAAUGUAAAGAAUGUUAUCUUUCUUUAACUUUCCAUAUGUAAAAUCACUGAGUUGGAAGCUUGGGUUUAAUUCAUCUUUCUAUCCCUAUUUCCCUCGUGCCAAAUGGUAUAUAUGAAAAACUUAGAAGGUAAUGUGAUGAAUGGAGAGAUGAGCAUUUCUACUUCUAUAUUCUUGUUUCCUUCUAAUGUAAAAUGAAGAGGAAAUGAAACUUACCCUAAUGCCAAAGCUCUACAUUUAUUGCCUCAUCAUAUCCAGUGAGCUUUGUAGUAAUACAUAGUAAAUUCUUUUGACAGAGGAAAUAGAAAUGCAGCAUAGAAUAGAGAGCUAUUAUCAUUUUAAUGCCGAUGCAUUUGCUAUUUCCUGAUUUAAGCAGAGGUGGCUUUAUUGCAUUUCUCUUU